AUGGCUCAAUCACGAACACACACAAAAGUCAUCGUUGUCGGAGGCGGCGGCACGAUGGGUUCUUCAACCGCAUUACAUUUGCUUCGAUCCGGAUACACCCCCUCCAACAUCACCGUCCUUGAUGAAUAUCCAAUUCCAUCUGCACAGUCUGCGGGCUACGAUCUAAACAAGAUCAUGAGCAUUCGCUUGCGCAAUAAAGUCGAUCUGCAACUUUCCUUAGAGGCGCUCGAUAUGUGGAAAAAUGAUGAUUUGUUCAAGCCAUUCUUUCAUAAUGUGGGAAUGAUUGAUUGUUCUUCCUCGGAGGACGGCAUUGCAAACCUCAGAAAAAAGCUUCAAUCUCUUAUUGACGCCAAUGUCGGACUUCAAAAUACAAAUUUCUGGCUAGGGAGUGAAGAGGAAAUACUGCAAAAGCUGCCACAGUUUACGAAAGAACAGGUCAAGGGAUGGAAAGGCCUACUUUGCGGCGACGGAGGCUGGCUCGCAGCGGCCAAAGCCAUCAAUGCCAUUGGUCAAUAUCUGAAGGAGCAAGGUGUGAACUUUGGCUUUGGCCGUGCUGGCGCUUUCAAAAAGCCUCUGUUUGCCGAUGAUAAAGUCACUUGCAUCGGCAUUGAGACGGUGGAUGGAACAAAAUAUUUUGCAGACAAGGUUGUUCUGGCUGCUGGUGCUUGGAGUUCGACCUUGGUCGAUCUAGACGAUCAAUGUGUUUCGAAAGCCUGGGUAUUUGCUCACAUCAAGCUCACACCCGAAGAAGCGGCUCGUUAUAAAAACAUGCCGGUCGUCUAUGACGGGGAAUACGGAUUCUUCUUCGAACCUAACGAAUACGGUAUAAUCAAAGUCUGCGACGAGUUCCCUGGCUUUACACGUUUCAAGGAGCACCAACCAUACGGUGCUGCCUCUCCCAAACUCAUCUCCGUUCCACGAUCACACGCCAAACAUCCCACAGAUACUUACCCUGAAGCUUCCGAAGUGAGCAUUAGGAAAGCCAUCGCGAGAUUCCUACCGCAGUUCAAAGAUAAGGAGGUUUUCAACCGAUCGAUGUGCUGGUGCACAGAUACCGCCGAUGCCAAUUUAUUGAUUUGCGAGCACCCUCGAUGGAAGAAUUUUAUCCUGGCUACUGGGGAUAGUGGCCAUUCCUUUAAGCUUCUUCCAAACAUCGGAAAACACGUCGUUGAGUUGAUCGAGGGCACUCUAUCUCAACCACUGACCGACUCAUGGAGAUGGAGACCAGGUGGUGAUGCUCUCAAGUCUCGGCGUGCUGCUCCCGCGAAGGACCUUGCUGAUAUGCAACUAUACACACAUAGUAGAUUGUCG
This is a messenger RNA of Penicillium cosmopolitanum, 1311 nucleotides long. RefSeq names its product NAD(P)/FAD-dependent oxidoreductase. The record is from RefSeq and is a predicted model, not a curated record. Gene Ontology annotation, molecular function: sarcosine oxidase activity; saccharopine oxidase activity; flavin adenine dinucleotide binding. NCBI's taxonomy places the organism in Eukaryota, Fungi, Ascomycota, Eurotiomycetes, Eurotiales, Aspergillaceae. The annotation marks the transcript as partial. The transcript has 7 exons.